Molecule: messenger RNA, 2058 nt
Organism: Thelazia callipaeda (thelaziosis nematode)
Lineage: Eukaryota; Metazoa; Nematoda; Chromadorea; Rhabditida; Thelaziidae
Source: the annotation of a GenBank genome assembly
AUGCAGCAAGUGAUGCGAUUUUGCGCUUCAAGGCGGUUAUUAGUUGGACUGGUGCAGUCAUUCAAAAUGCCUCUGAGAUGUUACCCGAAAUUCAAGCGAAGGAAGUUCGUUGAACCAGUUGUAGUAGAGAAGACACCGAGUAAGAAGAAAACUGCAAAUAUUUAUUAUGAUAUGAAAGUUGGAGAGUUAGCGGAGGUAAUACAAAGUACCGAGCAAGAAGUUCUACAAGUACUCAAAACUCUAAACAAGCUGCCUGAAAAUAACAAUGAAGCCUUAGAUAUGUCUCGUAUUGUAAGUGUUGUUGGUGCUUUUGGUUUGAAACCAAAACUAAUACAACGCCCCCGAAGUGGUGCAGAACAAGAUUUUGAAUUAGAUGCGUUUCCACUGCCGUCUCCACCGGAAAAAGAGCUGAAAAAACGUGCGCCAGUAAUAGCUAUUAUGGGUCAUGUUGAUCAUGGUAAAACGACUCUUCUUGAUCGUUUAAGGCAUUCUCAAAUAGUACAAGGCGAAUUUGGUGGUAUCACGCAGCAUAUUGGCGCUUUCACGCUUAAAGACAAAGAUUGUGAGCUGACUUUUUUGGAUACUCCUGGACAUGCGGCAUUUGCUAAAAUGCGUGAGCGUGGAGCGCAUUCUACUGAUAUUGUUGUAUUAGUAGUUGCUGCCGAUGAUGGGGUGAAUGAGCAAACUGUUCAGUCCAUUAACUAUGCAAGACAUGCAAACGUGCCAAUAGUUGUUGCAAUCAAUAAAAUUGAUAAAGCAAAUGCUGAUCCUGUUCGCGCCAAACAAUCACUUGCAGCACAUGGAAUUGUCGUGGAUGAUCUUGGUGGUGAUGUGCUUUGCGUUGAAAUUUCAGCGCUGCAAGGAAAAAAUAUGGACCAGCUCAAGGAAGCUAUUUUGCUACAGGCAGAAGACAUGAAUCUGCGUUCAACUUGGAAUGGAUUUGUAGAAGGAAUUGUAAUUGAGUCAAAAUUUUCACAUGGUAUUGGAAAAGUCUGCACUAUGAUUGUUCAGAGAGGAACUCUCAUGAAAGGUACAGUGCUUGUAGCUGGAACAUCCUGGGCUAGGGUUCGUUCAAUGCAUGACGAAUUUGGUCACGAUGUUGUAAAAGCUGGUCCUAGUACUCCUGUCGUUGUGGCUGGCUGGCGAAACAAGCUGCCGUUCCCAGGAGAACGAGUUUUGCAGUUAGAAAAUGAGCGAAGAGCACAACAAGUUGCUUUAUACAGAUUAGAAAAAGAAAAAAAUACUAAAGUGGAACAAGAUUGGAAAUUAGCUGAAGAACGAAUAGAUGAAGAAAGAAAGGAAUAUUUGGAAAAUCGGCGUAAAUUAUUGAAUGUUGGUAUACGAGGAGGAUCCACGUUACGUUUAAUUGUCCAUAAAGAACAGAAAUAUCAAAAAACUGUUGGAAAUCAGGAACCGCGUAUAAGAAUAAUGUUGAACAGUGAUGUUGAUGGAACACUGGAAGCCAUUUUGAAUGUGCUUGACUCUUACAAUUCGGAACAAGUGGAACUAGAUAUUGUCAAAUUUAAUGUUGGACCACCAAGUGAAAGUGAUAUUGAAUUAGCGAAGGACCUAGAUGCCCUAAUUUAUUGCUUUAAUAUCCAAGUGGGAUCUGGAUUAAAGAAUCUAGCUGAAAGGCUUGGUGUGAAAAUCAAUCAGUUCAAUGUGAUUUAUCGUUUGGUCGAAGAUUUGAAAAAUCGGUUAUCCGACUGUCUUCCAGAAGAAACUACUUUUGAGCAAGUUGGUGAAGGGCAUGUUAUUAGAAAUUUUUCUGUCAUUGUUGAAAACAAGAGGCAAUCAGUUGCUGGUACGCUGGUGGAUUGGGGGACAAUAAAUAAGAUGGAUUCAUUACGAGUCCUUAGAGGUACUACUGUUGUUUAUGAAGGACCCAUACGUUCAAUGCGUAUUGGAACAAAGGCAGUGACUUCAGCAAGUAGAAACGAAGAGGUGGGCAUUGCAAUACCGGACGAAAAACUCAUCUUCAAAGAAGAUGACAUUAUUGAAACAUAUCGAGAAGUGAAAUUUCGCCGUAAGAUUAACUGGGAUCCCCCAGGGUUUUAG